AUGGCCGUGGUCCGGAAAUCCCGCCUCCCCGGGUGUCUGCUCACCCUCGUGCUCCUGCAGCUGCCCAAGCUGGAUUCAGCUCACUUUGAAGUGAUGGGGCCCCCGGAGCCCAUCCUGGCCAUGGUGGGAGCAGACGCCGAGCUGCCCUGUCACCUCUCCCCAAACGUGAGCGCCGAGCACAUGGAGCUGCGGUGGUUCCGACGGACGCCGUCGCCCGCCGUGUUCCUGUACCAGGCGCCGCAGGAGCCGCAGCAGGAGCUGAUGCCAGAGUACCGCGGCAGGGUGGCGCUGCGGCGCGACGACAUCGCCGCGGGGCGCGCGGCCCUGCGGAUCUGGGGCGUCCGCGCCUCGGACGAGGGCGAGUACCGCUGCUUUUUCAGGGACAACGCCAGCUACGACGAGGCCAUAGUGCACCUCCGAGUGGCAGCUCUGGGCUCCGAGCCUCACAUCACCAUGGAAGUUCAGGAGAGUGGCGAGGUCCGGCUGGAGUGCACCUCCGUGGGGUGGUACCCAGAGCCCCAGGUGCAGUGGAGAUCUGCCAAGGGAGAGGAGUUCCCGACCACGUCAGAGUCCAGGAGUCCUGACGAGGAAGGCCUGUUCACUGUGGCAGCCUCAGUGACCCUCAGGGACAGCUCCAUGGACAGUGUGUCCUGCUGCAUCCGGAACCUCCUUCUUGGCCAGGAGAAGGAAGUAGGGAUUUCCAUUCCAGCUCCCAUCUCCCCCAGGCUGACUCCCUGGAUGGUGUCUGUGGCGGCCAUCCUUGUGGUCUUAGGGCUGCUCACCACUGGAUCCAUAUUUUUCAUCUGGAGACUGUACCAGGAGAGACCCAGAGAGAGGAGGAGCAAAUCCAGCUCUACAGAGAAACUCCUGGAAGAGCUCAAUUGGAAAAAGGCGGCAUUGCAUGCAGUUGAUGUGACUCUGGAUCCAGACACAGCCCACCCUCACCUUUUUCUGUACGAAGACGCAAAAUCUGUUCGACUGGAGGAUUCACGCCAGAAGCUGCCUGAGAAUCCAGAGAGAUUUGACUCGUGGCCGUGUGUGCUGGGCCGAGAGGCCUUCACCGAGGGGCGGCAUUACUGGGAGGUGGAGGUGGGGGACAGGACCGACUGGGCCAUCGGCGUGUGCAGGGAGAACGUGAUGAAGAAGGGGUUUGACCCCAUGACCCCUGACAACGGGUUCUGGGCUGUGGAGCUCUAUGGGAAUGGAUACUGGGCCCUCACCCCUCUUCGGACCCCUCUCCCAUUAGCAGGCCCCCCUCGCCGGGUUGGGAUUUUCCUGGACUACGAAUCGGGAGACAUCUCCUUCUACAACAUGACUGACGGGUCGCACAUCUACACCUUCCCUGGCAUCUCCUUCUCUGGCCCCCUCAGGCCCUUCUUUUGCCUGUGGUCCUGCGGGAAAAAGCCCCUGACCAUCUGCCCAGUGUCUGAAGGGCCUGAGGGGGUCACAGUCAUCCCUGAAGCCCAGAACCUUUCCAAGGACAUCCCACUGUCCCGUGUGGGGCAGGACUCUGCCUCUGGGGACACAGACACUCUCCGUUCUAAACUCAUCUCUUCCCAGCCCAGCCGAGGGGCACCUUAA
Messenger RNA from Marmota flaviventris (yellow-bellied marmot), 1581 nucleotides. Its product is annotated as butyrophilin subfamily 1 member A1-like. Lineage: Eukaryota; Metazoa; Chordata; Mammalia; Rodentia; Sciuridae. Gene Ontology annotation, molecular function: signaling receptor binding. Gene Ontology annotation, cellular component: external side of plasma membrane. The record is from RefSeq and is a predicted model, not a curated record. Gene Ontology annotation, biological process: regulation of cytokine production; T cell receptor signaling pathway.